This is a messenger RNA of Phasianus colchicus (ring-necked pheasant), 1913 nucleotides long. It is a transcript of the gene ALKBH1, whose product is annotated as alkB homolog 1, histone H2A dioxygenase. Gene Ontology annotation, biological process: oxidative RNA demethylation. Gene Ontology annotation, cellular component: cytoplasm; nucleus. The record is from RefSeq and is a predicted model, not a curated record. Lineage: Eukaryota; Metazoa; Chordata; Aves; Galliformes; Phasianidae. Gene Ontology annotation, molecular function: broad specificity oxidative DNA demethylase activity; oxidative RNA demethylase activity; ferrous iron binding.
CGACCGCGGCGGCGCAGCCAAAAUGGCGGCGGGGGCGGCCGCGGCGGCGCUGGGCCGGGAGGGCGGGGAGGACGCCUUCCGCCGGCUCUUUCGCUUCUAUCGGCGGCGCGACGCGGCGGACCUGCGGGGGGUGGUGGACUUCUCCGCGCCGGGGGGGCAGGUGUUCAGAUCACAGCUCAGUGUUUCUUCAGUCAGUGACCAAGAUGCCUGCAGGGCAGGACUGCAGCCAGUUAGCCGGUGGAAAGCCUAUGGCCUCAAUGGGUACCCAGGCUUUAUUUUCAUACAAAACCCUUUCCUUCCGGGCUGCCAGCGUCACUGGGUGAAACAGUGUCUCAAGCUAUACACCCAGAAACCCAAUGUGUGCAACCUGGACCUGCAUAUGGCUCCUGAGAAGACGGCUGAUCUGUGGGGGCAAAGCAAGGAAAAGCUGAGAAGGAAAGGUUCCAGUAAAUGUGAGCCCAGAAGCUUACUGGAGAAGUUGCGCUGGGUGACCCUUGGUUACCAUUAUAAUUGGGAUACCAAGAAGUACUCAGCAAAUCAUCACACUCCUUUCCCCUCAGACCUUGCAUUCUUGUCAGAACAAGUGGCUGCAGCCUGUGGAUUCCGGGGUUUCCAAGCCCAAGCAGGGAUCUUGAACUAUUAUCACUUUGAUUCUUCCUUGGGAAUCCAUGUGGAUGAGUCUGAACUAGACCAUUCUCGUCCCCUUUUAUCAUUCAGUUUUGGACAAUCUUCCAUAUUUUUACUUGGGGGCCUGAAGCGGGAAGAGGCCCCAACAGCAAUGUUCAUGCACAGUGGAGAUAUCAUGGUGAUGUCUGGCUUCAGCCGUCUGCUGUACCAUGCUGUCCCCCGAGUCCUUCCCAACCCUGAAGGGACAGCUUUGCCUUCGUGCCUUGACCAGGCACUUUCUACAGACCUUCCUGUUGGCUCAGUCAUUGAGCACAGCUCUGAUGAGGAUUGGCAAGUCUGUGCCAAGUACUUGCAGUCUUCCCGUAUCAACAUGACUAUUCGACAGGUGUUGGCUGAGGGUCAGAAAUUUCCAGAGGAGUCUGGGACAAACACAGAGAGUCAGAUAUCCUCGGAAGAUGGUCACCAUCAAGAGAACAGCAGAGCCAAGAGACAUAAACCAAAUAUGGACAGCUGAGACCCAAAGAUUGUGCUAACAUGGACUGAAUGGACAACCUCAGUUGUACCAGAAGUCUUUGUACAGGCAUUCAGAAACAGCUGUAGAAUAAAGCAGUCCUUGCUGCUGUAAAGAAGAGGUUGGGGUCUGGGAUGAAGAAGUAAAAUGAGAAAGAAGGAUAAAUUUAGGACUAGGACUCAGAAGAUGAACUUUGCUGUGGGCAUUUAUUGUAUUUGGUUCCCUUUAUGAUGUACUCUCCGCAACUUUCUGACCUGUAUGUCAGAACUGUAAGCUUGAUUCAGUUAUGUUUGUAAAAUAUUUUGAAAUAAUUGGGCAGAAAGCGCUAGCGAAUGAUACCAUUGCUAUUUAUUAAAGAAGCUAAUCAGGCUAGUAAAGCUCAGCUGGAGUGCGUUAACAAAUGUGAGGGAGAGUAGGUUGCUAUGAAACCUACCUGCAGCAUUUCCAAGUGAAUUACUUCUACUGCAAAAGCUGGUUCAGUGAUCAGAAACUAGCAGCUCCCUUGAGCAACACGUGGUAAGCUUGUCCUAGCCUUGUGCUCUCCUUCUGCCUGCUUGCAGCCCCCCAGCUGCAGCAGAAAAUGAUUUUGAGUGGAUCUGGACUUCUUGCAUACCUCAGCUUUUAAAGGGAAAUGACAUGGGGCAGUAUUAGAAUACCAGUUGAGUAUGUCCUACACCCCCAUUUUUUCACAUCUGCCUCCUCUAAGUGCCUGCAGAUUAGGGUCCUGCAGCCUCAAGCUAGCAUCUAUAAGUUACAGAAUGUCUUUCAAGUAAAA